Penicillium brasilianum is the source of this 1281-nucleotide messenger RNA. NCBI's taxonomy places the organism in Eukaryota, Fungi, Ascomycota, Eurotiomycetes, Eurotiales, Aspergillaceae. The record is from the annotation of a GenBank genome assembly.
AUGUGGUCUUCAAUCCCAAUUUGCCUAGCCCUAUUGGGCACUUUAUUCAGUCCCGCGACUGCUAAAGGCCAUCGAAAGAGCUGCAUAAUCAAAAGUGGCGGAAGCAAUGUGACUGAUGAUGCUCCAGCAAUCUUGGAGGCAUUCACAAAGUGCGGCCGAAAUGGAAAGGUCAUCUUCGCACCUACUACGUACUAUAUCAACUCGGUUAUGAACAUCUCCUGGCUGGAGGAUGUUGAGAUCGAUAUUUACGGGAAGCUUCUGUGGAGCACUGAUAUCUCUUACUGGCUCAACAAUUCGAUGGAUGUUGGAUACCAGAAUCAGUCAACAGCUUUGAUAUUUGGUGGUGACAAUGUCAGCAUCAACGGCCACGGAAGCGGCAUUUUUGAUGGUAAUGGUGACUACUGGUAUCAAUGGAUUAGAGAGCAACCGAACACCUCCAACUACCCGGGCCGGCCGCACGCUGUAACUUUCAGUAACCUCACAAAUUCUGUCAUUCGGAGCCUCACCUUCCUGAGGAGUCAAAUGUGGACGAUGUCAAUAAUCAACUGUCACAAUGUGUUGCUCGACAGCGUUCUGGUUAAUAACACUGGAAACUGGGCACAAAGUUCCAAUACUGACGGAGCUGAUACCAUUCGAUCAUCUCAUAUAACUUUCAACAAUUGGACCGUCUACAAUACCGACGACAGUCUCUCUAUGAAGGCCAACAGCACUGAUAUAAUCAUCACAAACAGCAGAUUCUACAAUGGCCUAGGUAUUGCGAUGGGGAGUAUCGGGCAGUACAAAGACCAGUUCGAGACAAUCGAGAGAAUUACUGUCAACAAUGUGGAGUACGACAACACAUUACAUGCUUUCUAUAUCAAAACAUGGACAGCCGAUCAAAAUGGCUACCCACCGAAUGGAGGAGGUGGCGGACUCGGUUUUGCCUCGGGAAUGAAAAUCUCGAAUUUGACCACGACAGGACUUCGUGGGGCCGCAUUCGCGAUAUCGCAGUGCACGCGGUUCUCGGGUGCACCGGGCGAGGGAAACUGCACGAACUCGGAAUUCCAGAUUAAAAACGUGCUUAUUGACGGGCUGAGGGGCACCAGCGAGUCGACACGAUUGGCGAGCAUGCAGUGCAGUGCAGUUGCACCAUGUACCAACAUUACUAUUGUUGACAGCGCCCUGCACCUCAAUAAUGGCACCGUCGCAAAAGAGUAUCUGUGUGGGAACGUCCGUAACCCAGAGGGUUUCAGCUGCACCGGGUCACCGUGUGUGGGUGGAAGCGCCACUGGAGAGUGCUAG